AUGCCUGAAAGUUCUGGGAACAAGGCGAAAUUCCGAGUCGCAGUAUGUGGUGGUGGUAUCUCGGGUUUGGCCUUGGCUGCGUUCCUCUCCAAGGCAGAGGAUAUCGCAGUGGACGUAUUUGAGGUCAAAUCGGAAGUACGGACGAUCGGCGCGGGAAUUGCGAUCUGGCAAUGCUACUGGGACCUGCUGAAGGAUACUGUCGGACUGGAAGCGAAAUGCAGCGCAAAGGGAAUUCCAGCUCCCAAAGCAGACAAUCCCGCAAAUGUGUACGAGUUCUUUCAAAUGGAUAUCUCACCCAUGGUGGUUCCUCGAACGAUGCUUCUAGAGAGUCUGCUGGAAGAGACCACCGGGGGAUCAUGCUCUAUCCACACAGACAAACGAUUGAUCGGUUACUCAUCUAACGAAGAUGCGACGGUAACGCUUUCCUUUGCCGAUGGAGGCUCUGCAGUGGCGGAUCUGCUUAUCGGCGCAGACGGAGUCCAUUCCCAAGUCCGCGAGACUAUGUUUCGAGAUGUUCCUACCUUGGCCCAGCCGGUUUUCAGUGGGCAGCUGGCGACUCGAUUAAAAUGCCGGGCGGAGGAUCUACCAGCAGAACACCCAGCCCAUUCUCGCUUCUUGAUUUGGUGUGGCGAUGGCAGAUUUGUCACAUCGAAUAUGGUUGGGGAGUUUGUCCAGAUGACCGCGUACGAUCAUGUCCCGGUCCCAUCGAAUGGGAAAUUCUGGGACGACUGGGUCAAGCAGGUAUCAGUCGACACAGUCUCCCAACUUUAUACCGGUUGGGACCCUACACUGCUCAGUCUGCUUCAGGCAUCUAGAGAAGCUUCACAGUGGGCAAUCCACACCGUAGGUCCGCUACCACAAUUUGUCUCUGGCAAUGUGGCUCUUGUGGGCGAUGCAGCGCACGCAAUGACACCACAUAUUGGACUGGGAGGUGGACAGGGCAUUCAUGAUGCGUUUGUUCUUUCGCACAUUUUGACUAAACCUUCCAUCGAUCGCUCGACUCUGACCACUGCGCUCAGUGUCUAUGAUAGAGUCCGACGCCCGGCGUCACAACGGAUUGCUCAAUGGUCACUGGAAUGUGGUUUGAUGUACGGCUUUUUAUUGCCCAAGAAGCGAGAACAACCACCAGCCAGUUUAGCCAAAGAGUUCUAUAUGCGCACCGACUGGCUGAGAAACAAAAAUGUUUUAGAUAGCGAGCUGGAAUUGGUUCAAAAUGAGUUGAAGAAGGCACUGCAAGCACAAGAUGAAUGUAGUUAG
Molecule: messenger RNA, 1257 nt
Organism: Aspergillus tanneri
Lineage: Eukaryota; Fungi; Ascomycota; Eurotiomycetes; Eurotiales; Aspergillaceae
Product: FAD-dependent oxidoreductase
Exons: 4
Coding region: 1-1257 (418 amino acids)
Biological process (GO): secondary metabolite biosynthetic process
Molecular function (GO): FAD binding
Source: RefSeq, a predicted model, not a curated record